ACUGAACACCCACUCCUGUACCUACCUAACACAAAAACUUUAUCUCGCCACUACAUACCAACCCCCAAUAUACAUUAUCAAUACAACAACCAUGUCUGAAGCAGCCAAGCCCGACCCCGCCGCCGACCAGGCCGCCAACCCAGGCCCAACUCUUGUCAAGGACGAGACUGCAAAGGUGACGACUGACAAGGCUGCCGACAAGGGCGAGGCAACGACGGAGAGCACAGACAACAAGCCUCUCACGGAGAAGGCGACAGAGGCGGCGGCUGCAGUAAAGGACAACGUUUUCUCCAUGUUUGGUGGCGGACCCGCAAAGGCGAAGAAGGAAGAGGCCGAUGACGUUGACGAGCCGUCAGGCUCUUCCAAGAACAAGGGCGAUGACGAGAACCCAGAGAACGAGGAGCCUGAUGUUGAGUUCCAGCCCGUCGUCCACCUUACCGAGAAGGUUGAUACCAAGACCAACGAGGAGCUUGAGGAGCAAGUGUUCAAGAUGCGCGCCAAGCUGUUCAAGUUUGACAGGGAGUCACGGGAGUGGAAGGAGCGAGGCACUGGCGAUGUUCGGUUACUGAAGCACAAGGAGAACGGCAAGACGCGCCUUGUCAUGCGACGAGACAAGACCCUCAAGGUUUGCGCCAAUCACUACGUUGUCCCCGACAUGAAGCUGUCACCCAACGUAGGCAGCGACCGCAGCUGGGUCUGGAACGCCGCAGCCGAUGUCAGUGAGGGCGAGCCUGAGGCGCAGACACUUGCGAUCCGUUUUGCAAACAGUGAGAACGCCAACCAGUUCAAGGAGGCCUUCAUCAAGGCCCAGCAAGAGAACGAGGCGCUCUUCGGCAAGCCGGAGUAAGAGGGGUCACGAUAAGGUCGAGGAAAAGGUAACGAGGGUUUAUGGAUGAUGGACGAGCAUGAGCAUGCAUUGCACGAAUAGCGAGGAACGGUUUGGGAUGAUAGUAUAUCCUGGCGGUAGUAGAUGUGCCUCAUUAACAGCACAACAAUUAGAUAGUAACUCAGUGGCCUGGCUAAUAAAGUCAAUGGCAUUUCCCCCAAGUCGGC
Molecule: messenger RNA, 1053 nt
Organism: Bipolaris sorokiniana ND90Pr
Lineage: Eukaryota; Fungi; Ascomycota; Dothideomycetes; Pleosporales; Pleosporaceae
Exons: 4
Coding region: 92-847 (251 amino acids)
Biological process (GO): nucleocytoplasmic transport
Cellular component (GO): nuclear pore; cytoplasm
Molecular function (GO): GTPase activator activity
Source: RefSeq, a predicted model, not a curated record